Molecule: messenger RNA, 651 nt
Organism: Penicillium salamii
Lineage: Eukaryota; Fungi; Ascomycota; Eurotiomycetes; Eurotiales; Aspergillaceae
Source: the annotation of a GenBank genome assembly
AUGCCUUUUCGGUUACAUCUCGUACGGCAUGCGGAGGGUACCCACAACCCAAACCACGACACUACAAUACUCGAUCCCCAAUUGACAGAAAACGGCAUCAGCCAGUCUCAAGACUUAUGUCGAGAUUUCCCGUACCAUGAAAGCGUUGGACUCAUACUGGCAUCACCACUUCGCCGCACCCUCCAAACAGCGCGUCUCGGAUUCCAGAAUUCCAUCGAUCAAAAAUACUACGCACAUGGCUCUGGCGCGGGAGCCCCCGAUGGAGCUGAAUUGGUCCUCGAACCUGAUGUCCAGGCACACUCUGCUCGACCAUGCGAUACCGGUUCAGCGAUCUCGACUCUGCGCUCGGAGCUCUACGAUCUGCCCUGGGAAAUCAUGGAUUUGGACAUCGUAUUCCCGAGAAAGGAAGGCUUGUAUGCCGACGACUUUGAGUCUCUGGAGCUGCGCGGUGCCCGAAUCCAGCGUCGACUCGAACAGAAGUUUAAGGAAUUGGCGGGCACCAGUCGGCCGGACAUUGUCGUUGUGACACACGGCGGGUUUCUGAGAUUUGUGAGCGGGGACGAAAAUAUCGCUGUUGGGCAGGCGAAAUGGAAGACCCUGCUGGUGUCCUUCGAUCGAAAUUCAGGAAUCGUUAUUGAAUACUCUAAAUGA